GAACCGCCGUUUUGCUUCUCGUCGCUUGCAGGAGCAACUAACCAUGAAGCGCGCGGCGGAGGACAUCGCUAACCCGGCCACCAAGCGCCGCUUCUACGAGAUGCCCGUCAAGCGCAACACCAUGCCCGGCGCAUGGCCGGAGAAGAUCCACGAUGAUCUGCUGGACCAUGUCGCGUACUCAUCCCUUCUCUACCCGCAACCACAGUCUUCGCCCACAAAGCCAGGCUCGCCAAAAUCAAAGCAACUGCGCAAGUCUCCACCCCCACGCUUCCCAUUUCCCACUGAGUUCAUCAACUCGUUGCUCGCAAGCGUGAUCAGCCGCUUCCGAGCACCCUUUCCACGCGUAGACGCGCACCCACAAUCACACGAAGAAUCUCAGUCGGAGAAUCGGGGCAAGGCGUCGGCGACCAAAGACGUUGCUGUGCAUGACACUCCCGACAGAAGUGCCGAAGCUCGAAAGAGCCGCGCGGGAAAGACUCCCAUCACGAAAUCCAGAACCAGCAACGAGGAGCUGCGCUCGGAGCCUGAAGAAAAGCAAACCACACAUUUCAAGAAGUUUUUUGAUCUACCACCCGCGUUCGUGGACACACCUAUACGCCCAAAGAAGUUACCAGCUAGUUACGUGGGAGAGAACAAGCGUGUCCUUCUUAACAGCCUUAAGAAAAGGCCCCGAGGCUAUGGCACUGGUCAAUAUGACCCAGCAGAUAUUGUCCCGACGCCGGUCAAAGCUGCACGAAUCCCUAAGUCGCCCAGGCGUUGGUCGCCCUACCAUUACGAGCAUGGUGUCAAUCGCCCUGUGCAGUCUAUUCUUCGUUCCUCAAGGCCGUCCCACAGGCCAUUCGAACCAACUCUCUUCAUCGAAUCACCACAGAAAUACCUUGACGAGGAUGAAAGUCCCGUCGAUCAAGAAGGCGACCUCGAGAUGAUGGAGGCCGACAUCCCACGAAAAUCUACCAAGAUCUCAUUCUCUGGCAAGCAUUACAGCUGGCUAACUGGGGAGACGAUGGACAGCAAGCAUGGAGUUUGGAAGUACUAUGUGCCUCAACUUGCGAUCAACGAGCCGCUGGGACCACAGUACAGUGGCUACCGCGAACCGAAACCAGAGUUCGACCCAGAUGAAUCAUUCCUAGAGUCACCCAAACCCAAGGGAUUCGGUCAAGAGCAAGAGAAAUCGCCUUCCAAGACGUAUGUGCACGACGACGACGAGGAUGAUGGUUUGACCAGCACCAUGGCUUCAUGGUAUAGGGAAGCAGACAGCAGGCUCGACGCGGAUAAUGAGAUGUCAGCGGAAAUGAAAGCCCGCUACGCAAAAGAAAUGGAGGAACGUGCUAUGGAGGAAAUUCGCAAACGACAUGCCAAGGAACAGGCGAUUCGCGAUGAGAUCGCUAGGAGGAACAGGGAGGAACACGAAGCCAUGAUGGCUCGACAGAGAGAGCGUGAGAGAUUGGAGCUGAUGGAGAGGGAAAGGCUGGCCGCCGAGGAGGCGGAGGAGGCGAGGCGAAGAUUCCAAGAGAUGGCCGAACUUGAACAGCAUCUAGAGGCUGUGCGCGAAGCUGAGCGGACUAUCAUCAAGGCAAAUUUCACUCCAGACCACGUGCUCGUCAAGAAAACCAUCCAGUGCCUGAAGAAGACCAACCCGGAUGAGGUGGUCAUCGAGAAUGGGCAGCUUUCCCGCCACGACCUGGGCACCCUCCUUCCAACUGGCCGAAGCGAUAGUGCCAGCGGCUGGCUGAACGACAACAUCGUCAACACCGCCCUCAGCCACCUUGUAAAAGCAGCAAAUCUCAAAGCAGGCCACAACAUGUCCCAAACGACCACCCCAGCACCUUUUUGGGCAUUCAACAGCGGCUGGUUCAACACGAUUGGCGAUGGCUCCGGCAUCAAACGUUGGGCGCGCAAGCGCGGCGUUAACCUUGGCGGCACAAAUCUUCUAUCAGCCAAGAAGAUUCUAUUUCCAGUGUGUCUGGGUGCGCACUGGACCAUCACGGUGCUGGACUGCGAGAACCGCACCAUAGAAACGAUGAACAGUCUCGACGUAUCAGAGAACUCGCACUACAACGCCCAGAUCGGGCACAAGGUCAUGGCCUGGCUGCGCUUCGAGCUGGGCAAGGACUUCAUCCCCUGCGAGUGGCAGGCCCGCAGGCCUGUCACAUGCCUUCAAACCAACGCCAAAGACUGCGGCGUCUUCACGAUCAUGAACGGCAUCGCACGGGUCAAGAACAUACCCACCUGGUCGAUGCGUCAACAGGUAAAUGCAGCGCGCAUGGGCACCGCCAGGUGGUGGAUUGCAGCCCUUCUGGUCAACGGCGGGUUCACGCCUGGAGAGUGGGACCUGCACGUGGACUUUAAACGGAAGUGGGACGGUGCUUUCAUCGAGGAUCCGGACUACAUUUUGUAGAGGGUGUUGGACUUGGACUUUGUAUAGCAUUGCGACGAUGACAUGAUUAUUGAUACCCCGUGCCUGAUCGCGUCAAGCGUGGCACCAGCGAUAGCAAUCAAAU
Messenger RNA from Verruconis gallopava, 2501 nucleotides. RefSeq lists its product as uncharacterized. Gene Ontology annotation, cellular component: nucleus. The record is from RefSeq and is a predicted model, not a curated record. Lineage: Eukaryota; Fungi; Ascomycota; Dothideomycetes; Venturiales; Sympoventuriaceae. Bases 44 to 2398 code for a protein of 784 amino acids. The transcript has 2 exons. Gene Ontology annotation, molecular function: deSUMOylase activity. Gene Ontology annotation, biological process: protein desumoylation.